Messenger RNA from Cyclocybe aegerita, 2226 nucleotides. The record is from the annotation of a GenBank genome assembly. Lineage: Eukaryota; Fungi; Basidiomycota; Agaricomycetes; Agaricales; Hemipholiotaceae.
AUGGGUUUUCAUAUCCCAAAGUCUAUGGAAAAGGCUCAGGUUACGCCUUGUAUCAAGAAUCCCGAAUCUUGCGGAUUGAUUCGCGCGGAAGAGAUCGGCGGAGUAUCGAUCCUGGGCGAUGGAGACCCGAGUACUCCACAAUCGCCCCCAUCAAUUGCAGCAGAAACCGAAGAGAAUAUACCAACUACAAGCACGAAGCCUCCUCACUGUAAAUCACAGACGACCAUGCUUCGGGAGACGCUCGCGCAGAGUCCACUGCACGCGACCCACGCCACUGCAUCCCCGCCAGAAAUACACACAAAGUCGACCGUGGUCAAGCAUGCUUUAACAUAUGACCCCUCAGUUGUACCUCCACCUCCGCCUCAUAUCGAGGGCAAGCUCUUCACCAACCACAUCCCAACUGCGGUGGAAAUCCGCGAUAUCAAGCAGUAUGUCUCCACGAUAAACAAGAAACUAUCCGACUACGACACGCAGAUUGCCAAUCUCGAAGCCACUCUGCUUGACCUCCAGAAGAAACGCAACGACCUGCAGCAGGUCGGCCAAGCGCACGAAGCUCUUAUUUCUCCUGUCCGUCGCCUGCCUACCGAAAUCCUGCAAAUGAUAUUUGAGUGGUGCCUUCCCACCAACCGGAAUGCCGUCAUGCACGCCUCCGAAGCCCCUGUGCUGCUCGGCCGAGUGUGCGCUGAGUGGCGACGAAUAUCACUCUCUACUCCCCAACUCUGGGCGUCGCUCCACAUUGUGCCGCCCAACGUCAACUUCGCCAAGCCAGUAUCAUCGACAUCCCGCUUCCAGCGCAAGCGAGAGCUGAUCGAGAUGUGGCUUUCCCGUUCAGGGGAUUGCCCAUUGAACAUCUCAUUCGUGUGGUUCGCGAGCGACUCGGACGACGAGGUCAAGCUAUGCGGGUCGCUGAUGGAGGUGCUAGUGCCAAUGUGCGGGCGGUGGAAGGUGCUGGAUUUCCAGGCCCCGCUGAAGAUGUUCAAGCCAUUCGUGGGGCUGACGGUGGAGGAUGUGCCGCUCUUAGAGGGUCUGUCUCUGAUGGACAAUCGAACGUCGGUUGACCCAGAAGCCAUCGAUAGUUGGCCCGAGAGCCUGCUGUUUGCGGAGAGGUCGCCAAGGUUGCGGACCUUCAACCUCACAUUCUUCAGUGGCGGCAUCCGCCUGCCAUCCAUCCUGUGGUCGCAGCUUACGACCCUCUACCUCGAGUCGAACAUUGCCUUCUUUUUCUUAGAUUCACAGGAGAUGCUGUCCGUCCUCGAGCAAUGCUCGAGCCUCGUCGGGUGCACGCUCAAAUUUCCUUUAUCCCACACUGCGACACUACCCCGGUACGAGAAGCUCGACUUACCCGUUACGCUACCCAAGCUCGAGACACUCUGCCUCGACGGCGACCAGCAUCUGCACAACACGUUCCACAUGUGCAAUACACUCAUGAACCUCCGCACGCCACGCCUGCGGCGGCUCGAGAUCCUCGGGCGUUCGGGGAGACCAGAAGGGAGUGUUGCUCCCGAGCCUCUGUCUGCGAUCAGGCAGCUCCUGCAGAUGAGCAGGUGCCCCCUCGAGACCCUCAACGUGGAGUCGAUGGCUAUCCUCCCCGACGAGUUCAUUGCGUGUCUGCGGUUGGUGCCCACUUUGGUCGAGUUAGUGGUGCACAACUGGGCUGUGAAGUUGCAUUCACUGCCGUUGGACGACGAGCACCAUCAGGCUACGGCUACGGCUACGGCUGUUGAUUCAACCCCGCAAGAUGGAGCUGAAGCUCCGGAAAACGUUAUCUUGAAAGCUCUCACAGUUCCCUCGAAACCAGCAAACCAAGUGCCAGAAGACGCACCAGAGGCCGUCCUGACUGCGGCGGAGAAUUUAUCGCUCUUAGAUGCCGAACUACCGACUCUUUCCUCAGAUCCGUUGCAAGAUUCUCCAACAGCCUCAACAUCAACCCUGUCUCCCGAUGACGGUCCCCUAUGCCCCAAGCUCGAGCGGUUCGACUUCAUGCUGUGUGACGCCUCGCAAGAUCUUCUUUGCGACUUUGUCGCCUCGCGUUGGAUGGCUUCCUCGGAGGGUGUGGCACGGGUCAAGUUCGUCAAGUGCAACUUCACGUCGUUCGAGGAGGAAGGCCCGAAGAAGCGUCUGCAGCAGCUCCGCCAGGAGGGGUUGGAUGCGUUCGUGACGUACCAAGUGUCGAUGAAUGAGGAGUUAAACCCGUCACCGUGGAUGGGCCUUGACGCUGCACCAUAG